GCCGGCAACGAGGGCGAAGGCGGGGCUUAGCCUAGGGCGCGGAAGAGAGGCCGAGGAGAAGGCGGUGAAGCUGCGCGAGGAAGGGGCUUCUUCAAGACGUCAUCAUGUCUAUUAUGUCAUAUAAUGGUGGGGCUGUAAUGGCCAUGAAAGGAAAAAACUGUGUGGCCAUUGCUGCAGAUCGGAGGUUUGGCAUUCAAGCUCAGAUGGUGACUACAGAUUUCCAGAAAAUCUUCCCAAUGGGAGACAGACUGUACAUUGGCUUGGCUGGGCUUGCUACAGAUGUACAGACAGUUGCCCAAAGGCUCAAAUUUCGACUGAAUCUCUAUGAACUGAAAGAAGGCCGACAAAUAAAACCACAGACUUUGAUGAGUAUGGUGUCAAACCUCCUCUAUGAAAGACGAUUUGGACCCUACUACACAGAACCCGUGAUUGCUGGCUUGGACCCAGUCACAUACGAACCCUUCGUUUGCUCCUUAGACUUGAUUGGCUGUCCGAUGACAACAGAUGAUUUUGUGGUCAGCGGGACGUGCUCAGAGCAGAUGUAUGGCAUGUGCGAGUCCCUCUGGGAGCCAGACAUGGAGCCAGAUCACCUCUUUGAAACCAUAGGCCAAGCCAUGCUCAAUGCGGUGGACAGGGAUGCAGUGUCGGGGAUGGGGGUGGUUGUCCAUGUAAUUGAAAAAGACAAGAUAACUACUCGGACAUUGAAAGCCCGCAUGGACUAAACAUCAAGGAUGUGCUGGAAGGUGCGACGUCUUGCUGUAUUUUGCCUGGACAGCUGGCAUGCCACUUUGGUGAAGGAAAUCAUUUUAUUUUAUAGUCAAGAGCUGUUCAAAACUUGUUGUUGAUGAAAUAAACAUUUUCAUUAAGAAAUCUA
Molecule: messenger RNA, 874 nt
Organism: Anolis sagrei ordinatus
Lineage: Eukaryota; Metazoa; Chordata; Lepidosauria; Squamata; Anolidae
Gene: PSMB3
Product: proteasome 20S subunit beta 3
Biological process (GO): proteasome-mediated ubiquitin-dependent protein catabolic process
Cellular component (GO): proteasome core complex, beta-subunit complex; proteasome core complex
Source: RefSeq, a predicted model, not a curated record